Molecule: messenger RNA, 717 nt
Organism: Brachypodium distachyon (stiff brome)
Lineage: Eukaryota; Viridiplantae; Streptophyta; Magnoliopsida; Poales; Poaceae
Product: small ubiquitin-related modifier 1
Exons: 3
Coding region: 181-495 (104 amino acids)
Biological process (GO): protein sumoylation
Cellular component (GO): nucleus
Molecular function (GO): protein tag activity; ubiquitin-like protein ligase binding
Source: RefSeq, a predicted model, not a curated record
GGGGAUCGCGCCGCGGACUCCAGGCCCCGUUAUCAAAUCCAGUUCUGAGCAGCCGUCCUAUAAGUUCCGCCGGGUCCGCCUCCUCCGGCGAGACAUCCACAAACACCAGGGCUCACAUCCUGCUUCGCGGCGGCAGAUCAAUCUGACACCAGGCGAGCUCGGCGAGGCGGACCGUCGGAGAUGUCGGCUGCGGGAGGCGAGGAGGACAAGAAGCCGGCGGGAGGCGAGGGCGGCGGCGCCCACAUCAACCUCAAGGUCAAGGGUCAGGACGGCAAUGAGGUGUUCUUCCGCAUUAAGAGGUCUACCCAGCUGAAGAAGCUGAUGAAUGCCUACUGCGACCGCCAGUCUGUGGACAUGACUGCCAUUGCCUUCCUGUUUGAUGGUCGCAGGCUCCGUGCAGAGCAGACUCCUGACGAGCUCGAGAUGGAAGAUGGCGAUGAGAUCGACGCCAUGCUUCACCAGACUGGAGGCUUCCUGCUGCCUCCGAAUGCUUAGAAGCUGUUGCAGCUUAAUUGUUUGCUGCCUAGAAAAGCCUUUUAAUCUAUCGUUGAGAGUACAUGCAAGAAGUCUGAAAAGAACUUGUGAAGCUUUGGUUCUGUGCCAUAGCUGAAGGUCAUUAGGGGAUCUUUGUUUAGUAUGAUUUGGGUACUUUGGCCUGUGUGGUGACUUGUUUAUCCAUCCCCUAAUAUAAUCUAUGCAUCUAUCCUCUUGGUACUC